This is a messenger RNA of Gastrolobium bilobum, 2505 nucleotides long. Its product is annotated as linoleate 9S-lipoxygenase-like. The record is from RefSeq and is a predicted model, not a curated record. The transcript is spliced from 10 exons. Lineage: Eukaryota; Viridiplantae; Streptophyta; Magnoliopsida; Fabales; Fabaceae. Gene Ontology annotation, molecular function: protein binding; oxidoreductase activity, acting on single donors with incorporation of molecular oxygen, incorporation of two atoms of oxygen; metal ion binding. Bases 1 to 2505 code for a protein of 834 amino acids. Gene Ontology annotation, biological process: lipid oxidation.
AUGGUUGGACAAAAGCUGAAGGGUACUGUCGUGUUGAUGCACAAGAAUGCAUUGGACAUCAACGCCCUUACAUCCGCUCAAAGUGUCACUGGUAUCUUCGGCGGUAUCGUCAAUUCUAUCGCCGAUAUCGCUAAGACCACACUCGACCUUGCAACUUCCUUCUUGGGCCGAUCGGUGGCCCUGCAGUUGAUUAGUGCCACCGCUGCUGAUGGAACUGGGAAAGGGAAAUUGGGAAAGCAAACCUAUUUGGGAGGUAUUGUUACCUCCAUACCAACCCUGGGAGUUCGCCAGUCUGCAUUCGAUAUUGAUUUUGAAUGGGGAAGUGAUAUGGGAAUUCCUGGAGCAUUUUACAUCGAGAAUUAUAUGGAUCUUGAAUUCUUCCUCGUGAGUAUGACUCUUGAAGACGUUCCAAACCAAGGAACCAUCCACUUUGUUUGCAACUCAUGGGUUUACAACUUUAGAAAGUACAAAACUGACCGCAUUUUCUUUGCCAACAAGACAUACCUUCCAAGUGACACACCAGCUCCACUAGUCAAGUAUAGAGAAGAUGAAUUGAACACUUUAAGAGGAGAUGGAAAAGGAGAACGCAAAGAAUAUGAAAGGAUCUAUGAUUAUGAUGUCUACAAUGAUUUGGGAGAUCCAGACAAGAAUCAAAAGUUGGCUCGUCCAGUUCUUGGAGGUAAUAGCAGCUUGCCUUACCCUCGUAGGGGAAGAACUGGUAGAAAAGCAUCUAGGAAAGAUCCUAAAAGUGAGAGUCGCAGCGACACUGUUUACCUUCCAAGAGAUGAAUCAUUUGGUCACGAGAAAUCAUCAGACUUUCUUGUUUAUAUACUUAAAUCUGCAUCUCAGAAUGUUAUACCUCGAUUACAAUCUGUACUCACAUUACAAUUCAAUCAGCCUGAGUUUAAUAGCUUUGAUGAAGUGCGUGGACUAUACGAAGGUGGAAUUAAGACCCUUAAGUUUCCACCACCUAAAGUGAUUCAAGUGGAAAAGUCUGCAUGGAUGACUGAUGAGGAAUUUGCAAGAGAGACCAUUGCUGGUGUAAAUCCACACAUUAUUACAAGACUUCAGGAGUUCCCGCCACAGAGCAAGCUAGAUAGCCAACUCUAUGGUAAUAAUACCAGUACAAUACUCAAAGAGCAAUUGGAGCCAAACUUGGGGGGGCUUACUGUAGAACAGGCUAUCCAAAAUAACAAAUUGUUCAUACUGGAUCACCAUGACCCACUCUUUCCAUAUUUGAGGCGAAUAAACGCAACUGAAACAAAGGCAUAUGCUACUCGAACUAUCUUUUUCUUGAAAAAUGAUGGAACUUUGAAGCCAUUGGCCAUUGAGCUAAGUAAGCCACAUCCUCAGGGUGAUAGUUUUGGUCCUGUCAGUAAUGUUUAUCUGCCUGCAGACCAAGGUGUUGAAUCUUAUAUUUGGCUACUUGCCAAGGCUUAUGUAGUCGUGAAUGACUCCUGCUAUCACCAACUUGUCAGCCAUUGGUUAAACACUCAUGCAGUUGUUGAGCCAUUCGUCAUAGCAACAAACAGGCAUCUUAGUGUGGUUCACCCUAUUCACAAGCUUCUGCUUCCACAUUAUCGUGACACAAUGAACAUCAAUUCACUUGCACGGAAUGUCCUGGUCAAUGCAGAGGGUAUUAUUGAAUCAACAUUCUUGUGGGGAGGAUAUGCUUUGGAAAUGUCUGCUGUUGCAUACAAGGAUUGGGUUUUCACUGAGCAAGGACUACCAGCUGAUCUUAUCAAGAGAGGAGUGGCUGUUGAGGAUUCAGCUUCCCCACAUGGCAUUCGUCUUCUGAUAGAGGAUUAUCCUUAUGCUGCUGAUGGACUAGAGAUAUGGGAUGCUAUCAAGUCAUGGGUUCAAGAAUAUGUUGCUUUCUACUACAACUCAGAUGCUACAAUUGCACAAGAUUCUGAACUCCAAGCUUUUUGGAAAGAGCUUGUAGAAGUUGGUCACGGUGACAAGAAAGAUGAGCCAUGGUGGCCUAAAUUGCAAACUCGUGAAGAGUUAGUUGAAUCUUGCACCAUCCUCAUAUGGACUGCUUCAGCACUUCACGCAGCUGUUAAUUUUGGGCAAUACCCUUAUGGAGGUUAUAUCCUUAACCGACCAACUCUUAGCAGGAGAUUCAUGCCUGAGUUAGGAUCCCCUGAGUAUGAUGAGCUUGCUAAGAACCCUGAGAAGGUGUAUUUGAAGACAAUCACCGCAAAGAAUGAGACUCUUACUGACCUUACCAUUAUAGAGGUCUUGUCAAGGCAUGCUUCUGAUGAGUUUUACCUUGGACAGAGAGAUGGUGGUGAUUUUUGGACUUUUGAUACACAGCCAUUAGAGGCCUUUAAGAGGUUUGGAAAGAAAUUGGCUGACAUUGAGCAAAAGCUCAUUCAAAGGAACGAUGAUGAGACACUGAGGAAUCGAUAUGGGCCGGUGAAGAUGCCUUACACUCUGCUUUAUCCUUCUAGUGAGGAAGGAUUGACUUUCAGAGGCAUUCCUAAUAGUAUCUCCAUCUAA